AUGAUGGAUAUGACAUGGCAGUGCCAAGUCAUUUGCCAUGUCAUUACAGCAUCCACCAGCCACGGAAAUGCAACCACUGCCUCUUACAUAACCGGAUAGUGUGAGUGUGAAACACUGAAGAUAAUCUCCAGGGCGGUGUCACAGAGAUGUUCACCCUCGUCGCCGGUUCUGUACCGGCGGGUUUGGGAGCAACGGCGAAAUGCGGAAGCCUCUGGCAAUUCAGAGCAACUGCCGAUGUGUUCCCUUCAUUCAUUCCGAAAGAAGUCGAGAGAAUCAAAGACCCAUUUGCUCGAAAGCUAGCGACAAGGAUCGAGAGACUACCUGUGCAGCUUAGCUCCUCUAACAGUUGUAUCAUGAGCAGUUGCGUGAAGCCAUUAUCACCAAGCAAGACAAGUCCAGUGGUUCUCCUCCAUGGUUUUGACAGCUCCUGUUUAGAAUGGAGAUACACAUAUCCGCUGCUCGAGGAGGCUGGUUUAGAGACAUGGGCUGUUGACAUUCUUGGUUGGGGCUUCUCUGAUUUAGAAAGGCUUCCAUCUUGUGACGUGGCAACUAAGCGUGAUCACUUUUAUCAGCUUUGGAAGUCCCACAUCAAAAGGCCAAUGAUAUUGGUUGGACCAAGCCUUGGUGCUGCAGUUGCAAUUGACUUUACAGCUAACCAUCCAGAAGCUGUUGAUAAGCUGGUCUUAAUUGAUGCAAGUGUAUAUACAGAAGGCACGGGAAACCUAAUGAAGUUACCCAGGGCGGUUGCCUAUGCUGGGGUCUAUAUAUUGAAGAGCAUUCCUCUGCGCUUUUAUGCAAAUGUUUUGGCUUUCAAGAGUAUAUCAUUCACUAGAAGCUCAGACUGGACAAAAGUGGGCCGCCUACAUUGUCUAUAUCCCUGGUGGGAGGAUGCAACUGUGAAUUUUAUGAUUAGUGGGGGUUAUAAUGUUAGUUCUCAGAUACAACAGGUAAAGAAGAAGACACUUAUCAUAUGGGGUGAGGAUGACCAGAUAAUCAGCAACAAGCUUGCUGUGAGGUUACAUUGUGAAUUGCCGAAUGCAAUUAUAAGCCAAAUACCAGAUUGUGGGCACCUCCCUCAUGUGGAAAAGCCUCACUCUGUUUCCAAGUUGAUUAUGGAAUUUGUUCAAGAGGAUAGCUAUAAAGAGGCCCAAUGCAUUUCCCAGUAUUGAAGGAGAUGGAGUCAUUUAAAGAAAAACGAAAACAGAAGUUAUUGCUGGAACGCCCUCAAGUAGCUGUGUAAUUGCGCAUGGUUAGAGCGUACCAUCAGAGGCAACCGGUUAUUGUACCCUAGAGGUAGACCGUUCCUGCUGCAUUAAGAUAUUAUCUCAGGGGAGCGAGAUUUAUUUUAAGGGUAGUGAUUACACACCUGAGCCAGUCCUGAUAAGUUUUCCUGUUCAUAUUUCGAUUCUAUAAUUUUAGUUUCUUGCAUUUUUAUUCCUAUGAUUAUUUGCCUAUAUUUAGUAGGAUUACCUGGUUUAAAUGAUAAUUUUCAACAUAAACCAGCAUGUCUCUUCAAAUGAUUGAUUUUUCUUGUUACAGUGCCAAAAUGGGCUUGCAUACUAUUGGAGAUUCAUCCUUGUCUUGUUGUGGCACAAGAUUUAUUUUUCGAAUUGAUCAUUGUUGUAUACUGAUUAGAAGUAGCAAAACAUGCUUUAUUUUUUAAUGGAACUUAUUUCUGUGAA
Vitis vinifera (wine grape) is the source of this 1682-nucleotide messenger RNA. RefSeq names its product alpha/beta hydrolase domain-containing protein VTE7. The coding region runs from base 147 to 1169 and encodes 340 amino acids. The transcript has 12 exons. Lineage: Eukaryota; Viridiplantae; Streptophyta; Magnoliopsida; Vitales; Vitaceae. Gene Ontology annotation, molecular function: catalytic activity. The record is from RefSeq and is a predicted model, not a curated record.